GGCAGCGGCAUCGUCAAAACUGGCUGCUUCUGGUUUCAAGACAUAAAUACAAAGCGAGACUCAUCGAAUACACAAAGAACAGUGGAUCGGCACGGCUCUCCGGUUUACGCUGAAGACGAUAAAGUCAGAGUUUACGUGGUUGCGUCAUCCUGGCAAUGAAAUUGUAAAAUUGGACAUAAUUUUACACAGAAAAGAUUCCCUAAAAGAAGAGCUUGGACGGCAUGCAAAGUUGUGAAAUAUCUUCAGACAGCACUGAUGAUCCUCUUAGUAGAGCCUUACGCCGACAACCGCGAAUAGUAGUGAUCGGUGCGGGCUUGGCCGGCCUUGCCACCACCAAAACCCUUUUGGAGAACGGCUUCACCAAUGUCACGGUGCUAGAAGCCUCUGAUCGAAUCGGAGGCAGAGUGCAAAGCAUUCAGCAAGGUAAAUCUACUUUGGAACUUGGAGCAACCUGGAUCCAUGGGGCAAAUGGGAACCCCAUCUACCACCUGGCUGAAGACAAUGGGCUCCUGGUGCACACCACAGAGGAGGAGCGGAGUGUGGGCCGCAUCAGCCUUUAUGGCAAGAACGGUGUGGCCCACUACCAGACCAACAACGGCAAGCGCAUCCCCAAGGAUCUGGUGGAGGAGUUCAGUGACCUGUACAAUGAGGUGUACGAGCUGACUCAGGAGUUCUUCCAGAAUGGAAAGCCUGUUGGAGCCGAGAGUCAAAACAGUGUGGGGAUCUUCACACGAGAUGUGGUGCGCAAGAAGAUCAUGUUCGACCCUGAUGACUCGGAUUGCACCAAGAAACUCAAGUUAUCUAUGCUACAACAGUACCUCAAGGUGGAGAGCUGUGAAAGCAGUUCCCCCAGCAUGGAUGAAGUGUCUCUAAGCGAGUUUGGUGAGUGGACCGAGAUUCCCGGCGCUCACCAUGUCAUUCCCGUUGGUUUCAUUAAAGUCGUUGAGAUCCUGGCUCAGGACAUCCCAAGCCGAGUCCUACGCCUCAGCAAGCCUGUCCGCCGCAUCCACUGGAACUGCAGCUCCCAUGAUGCCGAGGAAAUCAGUGACCAGGCCGACCAUAACCAGGACCAACGGCCCAGCGCUGCCCCGGUCUGUGUGGAGUGCGAAGACGGUGAGUGUCUGCCGGCAGACCACGUGAUCGUUACGGCCUCUCUUGGGGUCCUAAAGAAGGCUCACGGGACACUCUUCUACCCGGGCCUGCCUCAAGACAAGGCACAGGCCAUCCAGAAACUGGGUAUUAGUACCACAGACAAGAUCUUUCUGGAGUUUGCAGAGCCCUUCUGGAGCCCAGAGUGCAACAGCAUCCAGUUUGUGUGGGAGGACGAGGCUCAACUGGAGAGCCUGGCAUACCCAGAAGAGCUGUGGUACAGAAAGAUCUGCAGCUUUGAUGUGCUGUAUCCGCCUGAGCGCUAUGGCCACAUGCUGAGUGGCUGGAUCUGUGGAGAGGAGGCACUGCGCAUGGAGAGUUGCGAUGACGAGACUGUGGCAGAGAUAUGCACCGAACUACUGCGCCAGUUCACAGGGAACCAGAAUAUUCCGAAGCCACGGCGGAUCCUGCGCUCCUCAUGGGGCAGUAAUCCCUACAUCCGGGGUUCAUACUCCUUUACUCAAGUGGGCUCUAGCGGCAGAGAUGUUGAGAAGCUAGCUGAGCCCCUGCCUUAUACCAAGAACACCAAGGCUCCGCCUCUACAGGUGUUGUUUGCUGGGGAGGCCACCCACAGAAAAUACUAUUCCACUACCCAUGGUGCUUUGUUGUCAGGACAGAGGGAGGCCAAUCGCCUGAUCGAGCUGUACCAGUACUCAUUUGGUGCGGAAACCACAAAGCCUAACAUUUAAAUGAAACAAAUUGCAACAAAAAGAAGAACCACUUACUAGUGACAAAUGCAUUUGUGUUUUGUGCUAUCUGUACUUUAAAUGAUUAAAUUAUGAAUGAAAACCUAGUAGGGGCAUUAAACUAAUAACAAUAAAUCCUCUUUAUACUGUACUUAGAUUAGCCCUCUGUAGAUUUCAUGUACUGUAAAAGGCUGCCAGUGUGGUGCCAUCUUUGGUCCUUAUCCUUUUUAUUUUCUGAUUAUUUUUAACCCAUGUUUAAUAUGUUUCUAUCAUUUUUUGUAAGUGCCUUGUGUAUUUAAUUUUAUGUCUUUAAAAAUUAAACAAAAAGUCUUGAUAUGAAUAAAGUGUAUCUUAAUGUGAACAAAAAAGAUGAGAUAUUUUUCCU
Molecule: messenger RNA, 2220 nt
Organism: Xyrauchen texanus (razorback sucker)
Lineage: Eukaryota; Metazoa; Chordata; Actinopteri; Cypriniformes; Catostomidae
Product: spermine oxidase-like
Exons: 8
Coding region: 222-1838 (538 amino acids)
Molecular function (GO): polyamine oxidase activity
Source: RefSeq, a predicted model, not a curated record